Messenger RNA from Suillus fuscotomentosus, 793 nucleotides. Its product is annotated as CCR4-Not complex component. The coding region runs from base 1 to 618 and encodes 205 amino acids. Gene Ontology annotation, biological process: nuclear-transcribed mRNA catabolic process, deadenylation-dependent decay. NCBI's taxonomy places the organism in Eukaryota, Fungi, Basidiomycota, Agaricomycetes, Boletales, Suillaceae. Gene Ontology annotation, molecular function: molecular adaptor activity. The transcript is spliced from 2 exons. The record is from RefSeq and is a predicted model, not a curated record. Gene Ontology annotation, cellular component: P-body; CCR4-NOT core complex.
AUGCCAAAACUGCUGCUAUCUGAAAACUGGGAGGGCUGGUCUGCAUUCCACAAGCUCCUUCUUUUCCUCUUUAAUUUUUUGGCUCCGUUCUUAAAAGAGGCUGAUCUCCAACUUGCAUCUCAUGAUCUGUAUCACGGCUCCCUCCAACUCCUCCUCAUCCUUCUUCAUGAUUUCCCAGAAUUCCUUAGCGAAUACUACUUCGGUCUCUGCGAUGCCAUCCCUCCAUGUUGCAUCCAGCUUCGCAAUAUCAUCCUCAGCAUGUUCCCUAUGUCUAUCAUCCUUCCUGACCCCCAUCUAUGCAACAUCAAAUUUGACUUGAUUCCUGAAAUGGGACCGAUACCACCCAUUCUAUCAGACUUUGCCUCAGGUCUCAAAAGCGCUGAUCUCUGCAACAACCUCAAUCAAUACCUCCUUAAUCGUGGAACCCCUUCAUUCCUUACAACACUCAAAGAUCGCUUGAGGCUGCCCAGCGUGCCAGAGAGUUCAACCAAAUCGUACAACCUGUCAUUGAUAAACUCCCUUGUCAUGUACAUUGGAGUAUCGUCAGUUGCUCAGGCCAAGGCGAGGAGUGGCUUGUCUGUAUUUGUCGCGAGCAACCCUGGCGUUGUUGCUUUAUAGUAUCUUGCUGCUAAUUUAGAUGUUCAAGGCGAGUCCAACGAAUCUACUAGUUCAUAUGACAUAGAUUGACGCGUUAUUUAGGACAACACCACCUCUUGAGCUCUAUGGUUCUCCACCUGUGAUAUCCCAAUGCCCAUACCCACUGGUUCAGCUCUUUGCUUCUCCAUCUCUUUGU